CCACAAACAGGUCCUAAACGUUGGCUUAUUUACGCUUCUAACCCCCACUGGUUCUCGAAGCCUUUCCCCUCGUUCGCUAAACCCUUUCCUCCUCUCUCUCUCUCUCUCGUUCGCCGUCGCCGUCGCUGUCGCCGUAGCCGCCUCCGCCGCGGCCGCCGCCGGAGAAGUGUUUUUUUUGCUUAGGAUAUGCAAUGGCUGCCGGUAGGCGCAUUAGCCAGCUCAUCAAGAAGAGCCUUCAACUGCAAUCUUCUGGUCCUUCUUCAGUCUCUUCGUUUUGGUUGAAGCAUGAGGAAGCAGUUGGAUCUGCUGGUGUGAACUCGUUAAGAGCAUUAGCACUGCUCGGAGCUGGAGCUUCUGGCCUUCUAAGCUUUGCUUCCAUAGCAUCUGCCGACGAAGCAGAGCAUGGAUUGUCUUCUCCGGACUAUCCGUGGCCGCAUAAAGGCAUUCUUAGCUCUUAUGAUCAUUCAUCAAUUAGGCGCGGACACCAAGUCUACCAGCAAGUUUGUGCUGCCUGCCAUUCGAUGUCGUUGUUAUCGUUCCGAGAUCUCGUUGGUGUCGCAUACACUGAGGAGGAAACAAAGGCUAUGGCUGCUGAGAUUGAGGUUGUUGAUGGUCCUAAUGAUGAAGGCGAGAUGUUUACCCGUCCGGGUAAGUUGAGUGACCGUUUCCCACAGCCAUAUCCAAAUGAACAAGCUGCAAGGUUUGCAAACGGUGGGGCAUAUCCUCCGGACCUCAGCUUGAUUACGAAGGCACGACACAAUGGCCAAAACUAUGUGUUUGCUCUGCUCACUGGCUACCGUGAUCCUCCAGCUGGUAUCUCGAUUAGAGAGGGAUUGCACUACAAUCCGUACUUUCCUGGUGGUGCAAUUGCUAUGCCCAAGAUGCUUAUUGAUGGGGCUAUUGAAUAUGAGGAUGGUACUCCUGCAACUGAAUCCCAGAUGGGUAAGGAUGUUGUGACGUUUCUAUCAUGGGCGGCCGAACCUGAGAUGGAAGAGAGGAAACUGAUGGGAUUCAAAUGGAUCUUUGUACUGUCGCUUGCUCUUCUUCAAGCCGCAUACUACCGGCGCUUGAGGUGGUCUGUUCUUAAAUCACGUAAGCUUGUUGUCGAUGUUGUCAACUAAUCACCUUUCUCUUUUGUUUGAACUUUUUUUAUUUUGAGUGAAGAGUUAGAAAUAAUGAGAAUGUGAUGUAAAUUUAUGCUACUGGGGUGCCAUGCCAAGAAAUUUUCUUUUUCUCGGUUUGCCCGUUUGACGGAAAUAAUCUUAUGUUUUUUGAUGCUUGGUUAGUUUUAACUUAUUGGCUGCUCAAAGGCUAGUUACAAUU
This is a messenger RNA of Ananas comosus (pineapple), 1323 nucleotides long. Its product is annotated as cytochrome c1-2, heme protein, mitochondrial-like. NCBI's taxonomy places the organism in Eukaryota, Viridiplantae, Streptophyta, Magnoliopsida, Poales, Bromeliaceae. Gene Ontology annotation, molecular function: heme binding; electron transfer activity. The record is from RefSeq and is a predicted model, not a curated record. Gene Ontology annotation, biological process: mitochondrial electron transport, ubiquinol to cytochrome c. Bases 192 to 1121 code for a protein of 309 amino acids. The transcript is spliced from 8 exons.